AUGGGCAAGAAAGCAGGGAACAGAGGCGCGCGUGGGAAGCAGAAAGAGGACGGGAGCAAGCUGGAGGAGGGCAAGGCUAGGACGAUCAAAGAUUUCUUUGGAAGCAAGGCAUCGUCGGAGAGCACUGAGAGCCCGAGAACGAGGACGUCGCAUGAGAUCUGCAUCGAAGAUGAGGAAGGAGGAGGAGCAGGAGGAGCAGGAGGAGCAGGAGGAGCAGGAGGAGCAGGAGGAGCAGGAGGAGGAGGAGGAGGAGCAGGAGGAGGAGGAGGAGCAGGAGCAGGAGCAGGAGCAGGAGCAGGAGCAGGAGGAGUGAAGGAAGAAAGGAAGCACCAGGAGGUAAGAGAAGUGAUCUGCAUCGAUUCAGAGGGCGAUCAGAACGAGGAUGGUGGCGAGGAGGAGUUUCGUUUCAUCUCAGAACGACCAGUACACCCACGCAAGAAGCAGAGCUACGGCAACUUCGGCGCUCUCGUCACCCUCAAGGAGCAGGAGCGCUACUGCCUGCUGUCUCCUGACGGCUGCUGCCUCCUGCCAUGGUGGAGCCGAAGCUUUCGCAUCGGGUACAGGAACGUGUUCUCAGAUAGAAGACCCCCAGGCAUUGGCGUUCAUGCUCACACAUGGGGGAAGUGCUCUAGUUUGGACGUCCCUUCCUUCCGUAGCAUGCUCUUCGGAGGAGGGUCACCAUCCUGCGAGAAGCUGGCGGUUCCGAUCUGGAGAAGCUCUCGAUCCCCAGCCGUGGACGGAAGGCGAGCGAGGCAUCUGUCCAACUUGAAGUGCUUGCUCCGACGACGACAUGUCCACCAGCACUCGCUCAGCUCCGAGGACCUCGAGGCCUUCAACAAGUUGAAGAGCAUGAGUGAGAGUGCGCAGGUGAAGUGGUCAGAGGAGCAGCCAACGAACUCUGUGAGAAUGGUUUUGCGCGUCGUCUUCAACAUGUACCUUGUCUCACCUGCUACGAUGAUGGUGACUUGUAUGUACAACCAGGUUUGCGAUCUCCCUCAGCCGCUCCACUGCAUCCUUCCGGUUCUUGACGACGCGAAAUUGAAGAAGCUGUACUACGAGCGACUGGGAGGGCAUGUUUCAGGCUUGAAAGAUAGAGAAACAAUCACAAAGGAGAUCUGCAAGGUCCUGACGAAGAGUGGAGACGACAAGUCAAGAGAUAAGCAAUUGGACCGUAAGAGGAGUGUACAAACUCUCAUCGGACAGAAAGGCAACGUCACCAAUGUUUACUCCAACGCCAUUCUUGACAUUCUUGGAAUCUCUUCGAACAAUAUAGCGAGGAGGUUGACGUCGCCAACCGCAGGAAUCAGAUCGCCGCUAAUCAUCAGCAUCGCCGACGGCAUCGAGCAAUCCUUUCAUCGUCUUGAGAUCUUGUUCUUUACCUCCGCUGGUUUCUCACCGGAAGACGCUGCGGCCUUGAUGAUGUGCGACCUUCAAACUUUCUUCUCCUCCGAAACUCCAAGGAGUGAAAGCGAACCGUCCUCGCAAGCGCAAGGCAAGAAGAUGUCAGAUCUCCCACAGCUUGAAGCAGCGAUCAAGCUGUCCGAUGAGUUGGAAGCCUCAGUGAGAGUUGGAGACGCACUUGCGGCAUACAAGAGCGUCGAGCGGGCGGCAAACAUCUUCCAGUCUGCUCUGCGAGCCAAGACCGACGUGCUCGCCUUCAGGUCAAACCCCUGCCACGCUGUCAUCGCCCGCAUCUUGUACUGCGGUGUGGGGCUGCUGGAAAGAGACAAGAGAUACAAAGAAGCAAUCCGAGUCAUCGAUCUCCUGCUCAGCGCUGACUUGCCGCUCAAAGUUCACUUCUCCUCCCCUCAGCUUCUCCUGCGGAAAGUCGAGAACGCAGCUCUGCAGCAUUACGCGAGCGAGGAGGGAGGGGGCUGGAAGUGCGGCAUGCAUACAGAGAACGGCAUCUGGCACAUGCUGUUUGGGGUCCUCCUAGCUGACGUCCUCCUGGACCCUUGCGACCUUUUCGUUCCCGAAGAUUUGAUGGAAGUGAAGCACCUGCCCUCUGCCUUUCACAUGCUCCCCUCACUCUGCAUUGCCGCAGAGUCCGCUGGAUUUUGGGGGUUCAGCUUUCUUCGAGAGGAGGAGGUAGGGCAGAAUGACGUGCAGCCCUAUCAUGACGUCUGGGGCAGACUUGAGAUCUCACAACGACUGAGCUCUAUCAGUGACGUGGCAGAGGGAGAAGGAGUUUGCCCCCUGGUCGAUCGUCUGACGAAGAACUGGGAUUGCUACAAGAACAGAAUGUGCAUCGGUGUGCAGUGGAACAGACACAGUCUGCAAGAGUUGAUCGCCAUCGCGCGGUGUAUUGGAAAGGAAGUCAUUGCAUGCGUGUGCAACCUGUUUGCAAGGGACUUUCAGACUUGGCGCCAUGGUCUACCAGACCUUAUCUUCUGGGACGAAGCGAAGGAUGCAAAAUGUUCGUCGCUGCUAGUGGAGGUCAAGGGGCCAGGAGAUAGUUUGAGCAACGCACAGAUCGCGUGGAUCCACGAGCUCCUGGAGGCAGGAGCACACGUCGAAGUUUGCCAUGUUGAGCGAUCACAAUGA
Molecule: messenger RNA, 2544 nt
Organism: Guillardia theta CCMP2712
Lineage: Eukaryota; Cryptophyceae; Pyrenomonadales; Geminigeraceae
Exons: 12
Coding region: 1-2544 (847 amino acids)
Biological process (GO): interstrand cross-link repair
Cellular component (GO): nucleus
Molecular function (GO): 5'-3' exonuclease activity; flap-structured DNA binding; 5'-flap endonuclease activity
Source: RefSeq, a predicted model, not a curated record